GAGCGCGUGAUGAAUGAAAAUUCAGAGUGUCGCCACAGAAGACCCCACCUGGCCAUUUUACCCUCAAGAUCCAAGAAGACGUAAAAAUCAAUCAAAAGAACAACCACAUGCAUCAAACCACCACCACCUACCGCCGCCGUCUACUGCCCUUUUCACGCAAACACCCAACCACCACCAUCAUAUCCUACCCACUAAUCCGCGAUAAUGGAAACACAAGGUCCUUCUACUCCUACUUCAACCAAAUCGCCGCAGCAGCAGCUGUCCCCGCCACCAUCGGUCCUCGAUAGGCCACCGGGGGAUUCUGAGAUGGAGGCGCAACAUCAUUUGUCGGAAGACUCUUCAUCUGUUUGGGACCUGGACUGCCUUUUGGAUUUUAGCUUGGACGAGAAUUUAGCUCUCUCCUUUGACGAUUAUCCCCCUCAUUCAGAUGUUCUUCAAAAUCCGGCGCUUCCUCCUCAAGAGAUUCCCAGUUCCGAGAAGGUUCGGAAGCGAGACCCCAGGCUGACUUGUUCCAAUUACCUGGCCGGUCGGGUCCCAUGUGCAUGCCCGGAGGUCGAUGCUAAGCUCGAGGAAGAAGGUUUGCCUGGUAAGAAGCGCGCUCGCACCGUCCGGGCAUCGGCUGGAAUUGCACGGUGCCAGGUACCUGGGUGCGAGGCAGAUAUUAGUGAGCUCAAAGGGUAUCAUCGAAGGCACAGGGUUUGCCUGCGUUGCGCGAACGCUAGUACAGUUAUACUUGAUGGGGACGCUAAGAGAUACUGCCAGCAGUGUGGAAAGUUUCACAUCUUACCAGAUUUUGAUGAAGGUAAACGAAGCUGUCGAAGAAAAUUAGAGCGCCACAACAACCGAAGGCGUAGAAAGCCUACAGAAACCAGAGCUGCAGAAGAUCAAGAAGUUCAACCUGUUAAACAGGCUGAGGUUGAUGCGGGAAAAGAUAGUUCCCAUAUAAGCAGUGAGAUAAACGAAAUAGAAACUGCUCUGGAGCAUGAAGAUGGACAAUUUACUACGCCAUGUUCAGCUCCUGAUACCCUGAACACUAAAAAUGAUAAUUUUGUGUCCUAUGUUGCUUACGGUGAUACACAAGUGAAUGGUAGAAAAGAGAAUUCUGAUAUUUCUUAUUCACCAUCAUAUUGUGACAAGAGUGCUUACUCAUCCAUGUGCCCAACAGGUCGGGUAUCUUUUAAGCUUUAUGAUUGGAAUCCUGCGGAGUUUCCCAGAAGGCUACGACAUCAAAUAUUCCAAUGGUUGGCCAGUAUGCCUGUUGAGCUGGAGGGUUAUAUCCGCCCUGGGUGUACAAUCCUGACAGUUUUUGUUGCUAUGCCUAGAUUUAUGUGGACAAAUUUACUUGAAGACCCUCUAUAUUAUGUUCAAGACCUAGUAGCUCCAAGAAAGAUGCUAUCUGGAAGAGGCACUGCACUUGUUCAUCUAAAUGACAUGAUCUUCCGCAUUUUGAAAGAUGAAACUUCUGUGAUGGAAGUUCAGAUAAAGGUGCACGCACCAAGGCUUCACUAUGUUCAUCCUACAUACUUUGAGGCUGGAAAACCUAUGGAAUUUGUUGCUUGUGGAAGUAACUUGAAGCAGCCUAAGUUUCGGCUUCUUGUAUCUUUUUCAGGAAAGUAUUUAAAGUACGAAUAUUGUGUUGCAUCUCCUCAUAACUGGGCAGGAGAUGGCAUUUCUUGUGCUUUUGACAGUCAGUUGUACAAGAUUUACGUCCCUCAUACAGAACCAAACAUAUUUGGACCUGCAUUUAUUGAGGUGGAGAAUGAGUCUGGUUUAUCAAACUUCAUUCCUGUACUCAUUGGGGACGCAGAAAUCUGCUCUGAAUUUGAGACAUUGCAGCAAAAACCAGACGUAUCUCUUCUUUCAAAACAAAUGCAGGCUGCAUCUGGCGGUUCUAUUUGCAGCUUCUGUGAAGCUUUUGCACUGAGACAUACAGCAUACUCAGACUUGCUGUUAGAUAUAGCAUGGCUGCUUAAGGAUCCUACUUCAGAAGAUUUUCAUAGAGCUAUGACAUCUUCACAAAUUCAAAGAUUUUGUUAUUUGAUAGACUUUCUGAUGUGCAAUGACUUAGUUGUCAUUUUGGGGAAAAUAUUAGGGAAUUUGAAUAUUUUGACAGACAAUAUGGAAACCAACAAUGUGAUUAACAGAAUGAGUGAGGUUGACUUGACAUUACUACUGAAACAUACCUGUCAAGCUAGAGAAUUCCUUCAUCAGAAACAUCGGAGAGGUGGAGAUUUUGUCGUGUACUCUGUUUUUUCUGAAAUGCAUGGACAUAAAGUUGCUCCAAGCUGCUAUCAAGAUAACAUUCCGUCAGUUGUUAAAAUCAGCAAUCAGGGUGGCGGGUCAAGAGCAGAUGCGAAGUUGAAAGUACUGAGAAGUCCAGCAGGUGACUACGACAGAAGUGGAAGGAUACCACUUUUGGGGGGUGAUAUCAUAAUGAACAUGGAAGAGUCGCCUCAAAGAUCUGGUUAUCGACAUCUUGUGAGGGGAUUCUUGAGCUCGCGGCCGGCCAUUCUCAUGAUUGCUUCAGUUGCUGUGUGUCUUGGGCUUUGCGCAGCCCUCCUUCAUCCUGGGAGGGUUGGUGAGUUUGCAGUAUCCAUUAGAAGGUGCUUGUUCAGCAAUUCGUAGAUAUAUCACAUUUUGGGGGUGAUUUCUGGGUUGGUACAUAUUUGUUGUACACUGAACAAAACAUGCGUAAGGUAUAGAGUUGUUAUUAUUAGCGAGUUAAUUAGAAAUUGCAAGCUUUAUUAAUGGGUUC
Messenger RNA from Prosopis cineraria, 2755 nucleotides. Its product is annotated as squamosa promoter-binding-like protein 7. Gene Ontology annotation, cellular component: nucleus. Bases 205 to 2625 code for a protein of 806 amino acids. Gene Ontology annotation, molecular function: DNA binding. The record is from RefSeq and is a predicted model, not a curated record. The transcript is spliced from 10 exons. Lineage: Eukaryota; Viridiplantae; Streptophyta; Magnoliopsida; Fabales; Fabaceae.